AAUUGGUCUUUUAUGGAAAAUUAAAUGUUAAAAAUUUUGAUUUUAAUGCAAAAUUUCGCUUUCGUGUAUUCGUUGAAAAAUUUCUGUCAAAAUUUUGUAAAAGGCGACGAUGGCCGAAUUGCUAUCGCGCGAAAAGGAAUUCAUUAAACUGAAUCAAGAGUUGGACCAGUUAACCGUCACCUCGUUGGAUCAACAACUACAACAACAGCAAAAACAAACGCCGCAUCAUCAACAUCCGAAUUGCAAUAGUGUUAGUGUGGGAAACAGUGGGAAUAGCGGGAGUAGUGGCAGUGGUGCCGGUGCCGGUGCUGGUGCCGGUGCCGCUGUCAACAAUAUUAGCAACCAUUUAUAUGGCGGAGUAUCCAAGCAAACGAACAACAGGAGUGAACAACGUUAUUUCACCUAUACAAAGUCCAAGGGACAAAGUACGUUUCUAAAGAAGCGACUUAAUGCUGGUGCUGCAGCAGGUGCUGUUGGCGUCGGUGGCGGUGGUAAUGGUGUAAGUAGUGGUAAUGGCGCUGGCGAUGGUACUACGGAUAUGCUCUCCGAUUUACCCACAGAACGUUCAAACAAUACCCACCGUACCGCACGAAAAUCCACGCAACAAUCGCCUAUAUCCAACACGCCCAGCUUGCGACCGGACGGCGAUAGUGUGCUAAUGGCACACUCCGAGACACCAAAGACCACGCGCACAAGCAGCACAAUGCACAGAAAGCAAAUUAAGAGCCCGGAGAGUGGUACGCGCACACAUGGACGUGGCAGUAAUUGCAGUUCGAGAGUUAAGGAGGCGGCUUUCACGGUGAAAUAUCGUAAUCCGAAAUUUGUACAGAGUCCAUCACUUGAGGUGCUGAUACGUGAUGAGAGCGCGUCGAUGCGUGCGAAGGGUAGCGGUGAGAUCGAUGACGGUUAUGCCUCGCGGCGUUCGAUUGAGGUUGGCAAGAAGCACAUAAGCGCCGAUGGUCUGAUUAAAUUUCUGAAAUCCAAAAUAGCCAUACUCGAAGAGGAUCAUGAACGCAUCACACAAGAGAUGACACAACAAAAGGAGUUGCUCGAAAAGACUUUGGAACGCAAUAAGAAGAUCGAACAACAACGUGAUCAGGCUUUCGCCAAACAUAACGCUAUGGCCGAUCAAUUGAACAAAACCGAGACACAGCUGGAAGAGGUGAGUAGACGUAUGAAGGAGCGUGCUAUGGAACAGGGCGGUCAACAGAAAGAGCUGGAGACGGCACGUCGUGAAUUGAAAAUGUUAUCACAAACAAAUACCAAUCUGGAGAAGCGUUUGUAUCGUGCCAAUGAGGAGUUGGAGAACACGAAAAGUGCGUUGGCUACGCUAAAGAAUGCCGAACGGGAGUUGAAGGAGACGAUGCGUCUUGAUGGCGAAGCGAAGGACAAACAGAUCAAAAGCUUGAAGAAGCAACGUGCUGAUCUUUUGAAUGCGUACAAGAAACAACUCUUUCUCAUUGACAAUCUCAAGCGCCAGAACAUUUGUAUGGAGCAAUCGAAAAUGAUUGGUUUCGGUGAAAAGGAGUUCACCAAAGUGCUCGAAUGGAAUACCAAGUUGUAGAUUGAAUGUGAAAUGCAAUGAUAAGAAUAUCAUUCCAUUUCUUUAUGUAGGCAUAGCAGAUAAUCAGCCGAGUUCAACGAUAGGCUCCCGACAUGUGUGCGAAUGUUGCAAAAGAUAAUUGCCAUAUAAGUAUGUAUAUAUAGUAUAUGGGUCUGAACCAUUAUUGUGGUAUUUGUGAAUAAGUAAUACUCAUCAUAAUAAAAAUCGCAUUGUAAAAUAUCGGAAA
Messenger RNA from Ceratitis capitata (Mediterranean fruit fly), 1790 nucleotides. Its product is annotated as testis-expressed protein 9. NCBI's taxonomy places the organism in Eukaryota, Metazoa, Arthropoda, Insecta, Diptera, Tephritidae. The record is from RefSeq and is a predicted model, not a curated record. The transcript has 2 exons. Bases 110 to 1564 code for a protein of 484 amino acids.